Propithecus coquereli (Coquerel's sifaka) is the source of this 3702-nucleotide messenger RNA. RefSeq names its product anoctamin 8 (gene ANO8). NCBI's taxonomy places the organism in Eukaryota, Metazoa, Chordata, Mammalia, Primates, Indriidae. Gene Ontology annotation, molecular function: chloride channel activity. The record is from RefSeq and is a predicted model, not a curated record. The coding region runs from base 7 to 3702 and encodes 1231 amino acids. Gene Ontology annotation, cellular component: plasma membrane. The transcript has 18 exons. Gene Ontology annotation, biological process: chloride transmembrane transport.
CUCGCGAUGUCCGAGGCCGCCUCCGGCUCCGGGGGCACGUCCCUGGAGGGCGAGCGUGGCAAGAGGCCCCCGCCGGAGGGCGAGCCUGCGGCCCCGGCGUCCGGAGUUCUGGAUAAGCUUUUCGGGAAGCGGCUCCUGCAGGCGGGUCGCUACCUGGUGUCCCACAAGGCAUGGAUGAAGACGGUGCCUACAGAGAACUGCGACGUGCUGAUGACCUUCCCAGACACAACCGAUGACCACACGCUGCUAUGGCUGCUGAACCACAUCCGCGUGGGCAUCCCCGAGCUCAUCGUGCAAGUCCGCCACCACCGCCACACGCGAGCCUACGCCUUCUUCGUCACCGCCACGUACGAGAGCCUGCUCCGAGGAGCCGACGAGCUGGGCCUGCGCAAGGCCGUCAAGGCCGAGUUCGGCGGGGGCACCCGCGGCUUCUCCUGCGACGAGGACUUCAUCUACGAGAACGUGGAGAGCGAGCUGCGCUUCUUCACCUCCCAGGAACGUCAGAGCAUCAUCCGUUUCUGGCUGCAGAACCUGCGUGCCAAGCAGGGUGAGGCGCUUCACAACGUGCGCUUCCUGGAAGACCAGCCAAUCAUCCCCGAGCUGGUGGCCCGUGGGAUCAUCCAGCAGGUGUUCCCGGUCCAUGAGCAGCGUAUUCUGAACCGCCUCAUGAAGUCAUGGGUGCAGGCCGUGUGCGAAAACCAGCCUCUAGAUGACAUCUGCGACUACUUUGGUGUGAAGAUUGCCAUGUACUUCGCCUGGCUGGGCUUCUACACGUCGGCGAUGGUGUACCCAGCUGUCUUUGGCUCGGUCCUGUACACGUUCACGGAAGCCGAUCAGACAAGCCGGGACGUGUCCUGCGUGGUCUUCGCUCUCUUCAAUGUGAUCUGGUCAACGCUGUUCUUAGAGGAAUGGAAGCGGAGGGGUGCCGAGCUAGCCUACAAGUGGGGGACACUGGACUCACCCGGGGAAGCCGUGGAGGAGCCACGCCCCCAGUUCAGGGGGGUACGACGCAUCAGCCCUGUGACGAGAGCUGAGGAGUUCUACUACCCGCCCUGGAAGCGGCUGCUCUUCCAGCUGCUCGUCAGCCUCCCGCUGUGCCUGGCAAGCCUCGUUUGUGUCUUCCUGCUCAUGCUCGGCUGCUUCCAGCUGCAGGAGCUGGUGCUCAGCGUCAAGGGGCUGCCCCGCCUGGCCCGCUUCCUGCCCAAGGUGGCGCUGGCCCUGCUCGUCAGCGUGAGUGCCGAGGGCUACAAGAAGCUCGCUGUCUGGCUCAACGACAUGGAGAACUACAGGCUGGAGAGCGCCUAUGAAAAACACCUCAUCAUCAAGGUUGUGCUGUUCCAGUUCGUCAACUCCUACCUGAGCCUCUUCUACAUCGGCUUCUACCUCAAGGACAUGGAGCGCCUGAAAGAGAUGCUGGCCACGCUACUGAUCACCCGUCAGUUCCUCCAGAACGUGCGAGAGGUCCUGCAGCCGCACCUGUACCGGCGGCUGAGCCGCGGCGAGCUGGGCGUGCGCGCCGUCUGGGAGCUGGCCCGCGCCCUGCUCGGCCUGCUAAGCCCGCGGCGCCCCGCGCCCCGCCGCCUAGAGCCCCAGGCUGAGGAGCGUGGUGGCAGCGGCGCUGGGGGGCGCCGCAGGUGUCUCAGCGGGGGCUGCGGGGCACCCGAGGAGGAGGAGGAGGCAGCCACGGUGGAGAGGCGGCCAGCAGGGGAAGGCGGGGAGGUGGGGGAUGGGCCUCCGCGCAAAGAGGAGGAAGAGGAGGAGGAGGAAGAAGAAGACGAUGAGGAAGAGGAGGAGGAGGAAGAGGAGGGCGAGGAAGGUGGCCUCCUAGACUGCGGGCUCCGGCUGAAGAAGGUCAGCUUCGCCGAGCGGGGUGCCGGGCUGCGCCGGCCUGGCCCAAGCCCGGAGGCCCUCUUGGAGGAGGGUAGCCCUACCAUGGUGGAGAAGGGGCUGGAGCCCGGUGUGUUCACGCUGGCUGAGGAAGAUGACGAGGCGGAGGGGGCUCCCAGCAGCCCUGAGAGGGAGCCCCCAGCCAUCCUACUUCGCCGGGCAGGGGGUGAGGGCCGAGACCAAGGACCCGACGGUGGCCCGGACCCGGACCCCAGCUCCAGCGGCGACUCCACCCGGAGGCAGAGGCGGCAGAACCGGUCGUCUUGGAUUGACCCUCCUGAGGAGGAACACUCGCCCCAGCUCACCCAGGCAGAGCUGGAGAGCUGUAUGAAGAAGUAUGAGGACACGUUCCAGGACUAUCAGGAGAUGUUCGUGCAGUUCGGCUACGUUGUGCUCUUCUCAUCUGCCUUCCCCCUGGCCGCGCUGUGCGCCCUGGUCAACAACCUCAUUGAGAUUCGCAGUGACGCCUUCAAGCUGUGCACGGGGCUACAGCGGCCCUUCGGCCAGCGCGUGGAGAGCAUCGGCCAGUGGCAGAAGGUGAUGGAGGCCAUGGGCGUCCUGGCGAUCGUGGUCAACUGCUACCUAAUCGGCCAGUGUGGACAGCUGCAGCGCCUCUUCCCCUGGCUGAGCCCAGAGGCAGCCAUCGUGUCCGUGGUGGUGCUCGAGCAUCUUGCUCUGCUCCUCAAGUACCUCAUCCACGUGGCCAUCCCUGACAUCCCAGGCUGGGUGGCUGAGGAGAUGGCCAAGCUGGAAUACCAGCGCCGCGAGGCCUUCAAGAGACACGAGCGCCAGGCCCAGCACCGCUACCAGCAGCAGCAGCGGCGGCGACGGGAGGAAGAGGAGCGCCAGCGCCACGCAGAACACCACGCCCGGCGAGAACGCGACGCCGGCGCCAGCGGCCGGGAGGAGGCGAGGGCUGAGGGCUCCGGGCUGGACGCCGCUGCCUCCGAGAAGGCCUCUGCCAAGGCCAAGGGCGGCGGGGCCGGCGGCCACGGGCCCGAGAGGCCCAAGCGCCCCGGAUCCCUGCUGGCGCCCAACAACGUCAUGAAGCUGAAGCAGAUCAUCCCGCUCCAGGGGAAGUUUCUGUCUUCAGGGGCCGCGUCCUCGCUGGCUGCUGCAGGCUCCAGCGCCUCUGCGCGGCCGCCUCCCGCGCAGUCGCCCACCGGCAGCGACACCCGCCUGCCGGCCUUCCUCAGCUUCAAGUUCCUCAAGUCUCCCGAGACCCGGCGGGACUCCGACCGCAGCCACUCGCCACCCAAGGCCUUCCACGCCGGCAAGCUCUUCCCCUUUGGCGGGGCUCGGGCUGAGGCCGGGUCCAACGGGGCGGGCGGGCAGGCCCGGCCAGACGGGACCCCCAGCAGUGGUGGCAGCCGGGCCCAGAGGAGUGGGCCAGUGGACGAGGCCGCGGCUGAGGAGCUGGAAGCCCCCCGGCCUGAAGAAGAAGGCUCAGGGACAGCACUGGCCCCCGUGGGCGCCCCUGCCCUCCGCACCCGUCGCAGCUGGAGCCCCUCACCGCCACCGCCAAUGCCGCUGCCCCGGCCCCCGACACUGCCUGCCGGCUGCUGGCAAUGGGAUGGGCCAUGGGGCUGCGGGGGCGAGGGCACUGCCCUCCGCCAGGCCCCAGCCACUGAGUGCCCGCCCUGUGCCCUGGUCGGGCCCCCGCCUGCCCUUCAGCCCCUGCCAGGGGACACCAGCUUCUACAGCCUCCUGCCCCCGCCACUGCCGGCCACCUCGGAAACCCCCGAGGCCCCGGCACCCAGCCCCAGCCCCAGCCCCAGCCCCCAGGCUGCGUGCUGGCCCAGUGGCUGGCAUUAG